This is a messenger RNA of Symbiodinium sp. CCMP2592, 1644 nucleotides long. NCBI's taxonomy places the organism in Eukaryota, Dinophyceae, Suessiales, Symbiodiniaceae. The record is from the annotation of a GenBank genome assembly.
AUGUGGGAAGAGAUGAAAGGCUUACCUGGUGCCAAGGCUUCAGCAAGUGCUGGGUUUCUCUCAACUCUCCAUCGUCUGCGAAGUACGGGCCACGAAAGUCGUUUGGGGGAUGUCUUUGAAGAAUUUGGGCUAUCAGCCAAUGUUCCUCUUUCUUUCGUAGAAGUUGGCUUGCAAAAGAAGCACCCCAUUCUCCGAGUACGUGAUUUCAUUACAACGCUGGAUUCAAAAGGCAAGCUUGACCUGUUGCUUUGUGGGAAUACACCGGCCACCUACCUCAAGUUUUGGGAUACUUACAGAAAGACUGCACCAGAACAUCCUGUAUUUGGCAAAAAUCGGAAAGACCUCAGCUUGAGCGUGCCAGUUUGGUUGCAUGCAGAUGAGGGCACAGGGCCCAAGCGCCGCCCUGUGAUGGUGGUUCAAUACCAGCCUCUUUUAGGCAAGGGCACAUCUCGUGGUGGGCAAGGAUUAAACUACGUUGGGAAUUCCUUGACAACGAGGUUUUUAUUCAGCAUCAUGGCGGCGCGACUAUAUUCGGGCCCACUGAAAAAGAAUCGCCCGCUACUGAAGCUUGUGCAUGAAUUUGCCUUGGAUAUGGGGUCUUGCUAUGAUGAGCCUAUUUCCCUGCCAAUGACGCCGGAAUUUGAAAAGAUUACAUUGGUCCCAUUGGGAUUGAAGGGAGAUCUUGUGGCUUUGAAUAAGCUAGGCGGACUGACGAGGAACUUCCAAAGGGAUACGUGGAGCAACGAAGACGGCCCCGGAAUCUGCCAUUUGUGUUCUGCUGGACAGCUAGGCCAUGCCUGGCACGACGUCUCUUACGAAAAUAUGCUUUCGAUGCGGCAAGAUUCUGAGCUGCCCUGGGAAAGCACACCCUCCUUGAUUGCAGAGCUUCCUGUUGACCCCGGCAAUAUGCCUGGAUUCUUUCGUUUGGAUGUAUUCCACAUCAUGCACAAGGGUCUGCUCGGCGACGUUGCUGCAAACACUAUUGCAGCAUGCUACGAUUGUGAUCUUUUUGCACAGUCGAGCUAUGUCAAGCAUUUGGACUUUGUCUACUGGGACUUACAACAGUUCUGCACACAGAACAAGUUGGACUUGCACAUGAAUGCCUUGACGAAGGGUCAACUGGGCAUGAACAAGGCCAGCGACUAUCCUUCUGCGAGCCUUGGAAACGACACGACCAGCUUGUGCGUGUACCUGGAAGCCAAACUGAAGGACGUUUUUCCAACGAUUUCGGCCUGCGACCGCGACUACUUCUUCAACAUGCUGGCAUGCCUGGAGAACGGCAACAAACUGAUGCGUCUGAUGUACCACAGUAAACUUUGGUUGUCGAAAGCUGAGCGAUCUAGCAUGAUUGUGCAUUUCCGAAAUUUGCUGACUGCAUUUGUCAGCUGUGCACAGCAUGCCUACAAUCGGCAGAUGUGCCGCUUCAAACUGCAGCCAAAGUAUCACUGUGCGGGUGAAAUUCUAUUUGGGCUGGAGCAUGAUCACAAGUGGGGCAAGCCAAGCCUCAAUCCGAUUAGCAGUGCAGUGCAAAUGGAUGAAGACUACAUAGGGCGCAUAUGCGCCAUUUGCAGGUCCGUCUCGAGCAGAAGGCUCCACACCAAAACCCUGAAGAACUACUUGCUAGCUCUUGCGGCCCACUGGUGA